AGGGGGUUAGAGGUUGCGAGACGGUUGGGAGAGCACAGGAGCUUUGACCGUUUCUCCGUGCUCUUUUUCUGUAGGGAUCGGUGGCUGCGGGGACAGCCCGGGGACUGGUGUAUGGCCACGGAGUUACGGUGUCCGGACUCCAUGCUCUGUCACAAUCAGCAAGUAAACUCUUCCUCGACCCAAAACCCCGAGCCGCAGCAACCUGGAGACCUGAUCCCGGCCCACGCUGGGGGAAACAGCGACUCCGCGGCCAAGCUGACUCUCCUCAGCGGGCACGCCAAUUCUAGCGUACCGGCUGAGCGGGACUCUCAGGCCUCCGGCGGCGCCACCCUCAGCUCAGAAAACAACGGUGGCACUGGCAACUAUGACGCUCCAGCCAGCGAUUCCCUCCUAGGGGACUGCGAAAUCUCCCGGCAGAUCGGGGCGCAGCUUAAGCUCCUGCCAAUGAAUGAUCAGAUCCGGGAGCUGCAGACUAUCAUCCGGGACAAGACAGCCAGUAGAGGGGACUUCAUGUUUUCUGCGGACCGUUUGAUCAGACUUGUUGUGGAAGAGGGAUUGAAUCAGCUACCAUAUAAAGAAUGCAUGGUGACCACUCCAACAGGGUACAAAUAUGAAGGAGUGAAAUUUGAAAAGGGAAAUUGUGGGGUCAGCAUAAUGAGAAGCGGUGAGGCAAUGGAACAAGGUUUACGAGACUGCUGUCGAUCCAUACGAAUUGGAAAGAUCCUGAUUCAGAGUGAUGAGGAGACACAAAGAGCCAAAGUAUAUUAUGCCAAGUUCCCCCCAGACAUUUACAGAAGAAAAGUCCUUCUGAUGUAUCCAAUUCUCAGUACUGGAAAUACUGUAAUUGAAGCUGUAAAGGUUCUCAUAGAACAUGGAGUUCAACCUAGUGUCAUUAUCCUACUCAGUCUGUUCUCUACUCCUCAUGGUGCCAAAUCAAUCAUUCAGGAGUUUCCAGAGAUCACAAUUUUAACUACUGAAGUUCAUCCUGUUGCACCUACACAUUUCGGACAGAAAUACUUUGGAACAGACUAAGUUAUUGGAGGAAAAUUAUUCUUCUGUGAAAUAUUGCAGUUAUGUUUUGAGUUUCUACCUGUUUGGCUAUUUCACUUAAGGAAUGACAUAGAAAAUUGUGUUAAAGAUACUUUGUAAUGUUUGGAAGUAGGUAUAGUAAAACGGAAAUACUUGA
Molecule: messenger RNA, 1186 nt
Organism: Dama dama (fallow deer)
Lineage: Eukaryota; Metazoa; Chordata; Mammalia; Artiodactyla; Cervidae
Gene: UPRT
Product: uracil phosphoribosyltransferase homolog
Exons: 7
Coding region: 112-1032 (306 amino acids)
Source: RefSeq, a predicted model, not a curated record